This is a messenger RNA of Mizuhopecten yessoensis (Yesso scallop), 700 nucleotides long. Its product is annotated as lysine-specific demethylase 5A-like. NCBI's taxonomy places the organism in Eukaryota, Metazoa, Mollusca, Bivalvia, Pectinida, Pectinidae. The record is from RefSeq and is a predicted model, not a curated record. The annotation marks the transcript as partial. The transcript has 4 exons.
ACCUCGUCAUGUGAUGGCUACCCUGGAGGCCAUUAUUAAUGAAGCAAAGGGGAUUCCCGCCUACUUGCCAAAUGUAACUGCUCUAAAAGAUGCCCUAAGGAAAGCCAAGGACUGGACAGUGAGGGUGGAGAAUGUGCAGAAUUCUGACUCGUACCCCUACCUGGACAUCCUGGAGACGUUGGUCAACAAGGGCCGGCCCAUCCCUGUCCGUCUGGACCAGCUACCACAGGUCGAGUCUCAGGUAGCUGCUGCCAAGUCCUGGAGGGAGAGGACUGCCAGAACAUUCCUCAAAAAGAACUGUACCUACUCCCUCCUAGAGGUGUUGUCUCCCCGAGCUGACAUCGGCAUCUAUAGUGGAGGUAAAAACAAAAAGAAAAAGUUCAAGGAGGGCGAGAAGGAAAAGAAGGAUGUUGAAACCAAUAACAACAACCUCGACAUCAAGAUAGAAGACCAGCGAGACCCAGCAGCUAUUGUGGCAGCAUUUAAAGUGGCCGAGCAGAAGGAGGUGGACUGUAUGUGUGAGCUGAGGGAUAGGAAUGUGAGCAAGAUCAAUCAGGAGGGGGAGGAAGUCAAGUACUGUGUGUGUCGGAAGGGAGCCUCAGGCUUCAUGUUACAGUGUGAACUCUGCAAGGACUGGUUCCACGGUAAGUCACAAAUAUAUAGAGGUUACAGUGUGAACCCUGCAAGGACUGGUUUCAUG